AUGGAUGCGCUGGAGGCGUGCGCGGGUGCGGUGCGCGUGUGCCUGGGCGCGGUGCGGCUGCGGCGCGGGCUGCUGGCGUGGGCGCUGUCGGGGGCGGCCCUGGGCGGCUCCCUGCUCAAGGCCCUCGGGCCGCUGCCCCGCUCCUACCUCAGCGACAGCGGGAACCUCCUCAACCGGUAUUUUGUGAAAGUGGCCUGGGGCUGGACGUUCUGGCUCCUGCUGCCAUUCAUCGCGCUGACCAACUACCAGCUGACGGGCAGCAGGUGGGCGGUCCUGCGGCGGCUGAGCUCUCUGCUGGUGGGCACGGCCAUCUGGUACGUCUGCACCAACGUCUUCUCCCAGGUGGAGCACCUCACCGGCGGCUGCUACCAGUCGGCCGUCCCGGACGAGGCAGCUCGCAAGGAGCCCGGGGCCAGCAAGGAGCAGUGCCAUGGGGGCGGCGGGUUCUGGCACGGCUUCGACAUCUCCGGCCACUCCUUCCUGCUGUCCUUCUGCACGCUGGUCAUCGUGGAGGAGAUGGCCGUGCUGCCCGAGGUGAAGACGGACCGGGGCCAGGGCCUGCACGUGGCCCUCAGCGUCCUGGUGGUGGCCCUGGGCUUCCUGGCCCUCGUGUGGGUGGGCAUGUUCCUCUGCACGGCCAUCUAUUUCCACGACUUGUCGCAGAAGGUGUUGGGCACCCUGUUCGGCCUGCUGGGCUGGUACGCCACCUACGGCUACUGGUACCGGAGACCUUUUUCUCCCGGACUUCCCCCGCGACAGCCCGGCUCCGGCCCGAAGCAGGACGGCUUCAAGGAGUAGGAGGCCGAGGAGGAAAGGACCGGGCCGUUCCGUUGCUUCGGCUCCGGUCGGGUCCCUUGCUCGUGCGGUGUUUCCGAGAGGAGAUCCAACUCUGGUGGUGGUCCUCGCCGGGGAACGGGGGUGGGGAGGGCCGGUCCCCGUCGCCCCCCAAAUCGCCCUCCUGCCCCCUUAGGCCGGAUCCCUAAUUUCCCCUCCCUUUGGACCGGACCGUGGAGGCGACGUGUCCGAGACGGACCUCCGAGGGCGAGUUUUGUCCCCUGACACCGUCUCUGGGCAUCUUGACGUUUGGUUUUAAAAGCCAGUCGUCUUUUCCACCUGAAUAUUUGUCUCUGCCUCACUGCCCCUAAGGUUUAUUUCAGGCAGACGGUCCUAGAGAAACAAACUGACAGCUACAUAUUCUUGUUGUAAAACGGGUUCUAAUCCAGCAGGAUGGGAAAUUAUCCCGUAAAAGGCUGCUAAACGGAGACUCAAAACACCUUUUAGAGCUGGAGUUCCUUGUGGACUGAAGCGUUAGCUAUUUUUUCAAGUGUUUCGGAUGAUGCAUCUCCCUCCGUUCAUUUGGAAAGGACACGGUCCUGAGCGGUCAGAGGACCCGGGUUCUAAUCCUGACCCAGCCACUUGCCUGCUGGGCGACCUUGGGCAAAGUCACUUAACUUCUCUGCCCCUGUUUUCUCAUCUGUAAAGUGGGGAUUCAAUACCUGAUCUCCCUCCUGGUUAGACCGUAAGCCCCGUGUGGGACAGGGACUGCAUCCGACCUGAUUAACUGGU
Messenger RNA from Tachyglossus aculeatus (Australian echidna), 1566 nucleotides. It is a transcript of the gene FITM2, whose product is annotated as fat storage inducing transmembrane protein 2. The record is from RefSeq and is a predicted model, not a curated record. The transcript is spliced from 2 exons. Gene Ontology annotation, biological process: phospholipid biosynthetic process; lipid droplet organization; lipid storage. Gene Ontology annotation, cellular component: endoplasmic reticulum membrane. NCBI's taxonomy places the organism in Eukaryota, Metazoa, Chordata, Mammalia, Monotremata, Tachyglossidae. The coding region runs from base 1 to 798 and encodes 265 amino acids.